AACGCUAGGAUGAUGAUGCUUAUCAACAUACACGAAUGUCAUUUCAUGCGAGUUACCUUUUGUUUCAGAUUGGUGUCGGAUUAAACGUUAAGACUAUAUUGGAUUUUAACAUCAGUGACAGUGUGAGUGCAAAAUGAUUGAGUGACGUGUGAUAUAUUAGUGUCGUGUAUAAAUAUGUGGGCAAGAUGAAGUUGUGGAAGAGCCUUAAGAUCUCGAUAGGCAGUCGCGACCCCAAGUCGUGCUCCCAGGAGCUGCCGCAGUGGGGUGGCCAGGGAUAUGAACUAGAUGUGUUCAAAUCUCAGACGUCGUUAUCGACUGACUCGGGACUGUGUACGGAGCGCGGGCUACGGCGGACCCACAUAGAACUAGUCAAGCCGCCCGGGAAACGCAUCGGACUUAAACUGGCAGGUCGAUCAGAACCUGGCAUCGUUCCUUCAAUAGUGGGCUUCACAAAGGACUCAGUAGCCCACGAGUCUGACAGGCUGGCUCCCGGAGACAGAAUCUGCAGCGUCAAUGGCAUAUCCACAGCAAGACUCACAAAUGAUGAAGUACUACGGCUACUUGAUAAUGUGGAAGAAAGGGCAUCGCUGGAAGUCGAGUAUUAUAUGCCAAACUACGGUGAGUUUCACUAUACGUCCCAAAACUCUUUGUACAUCACAACGAAGCUAGCAGAAGUUCCAGUAGAAAAAAUCAACGGCUCGCUCGGUAUAACCAUACGUGGUGGACUACCAGAGAACUCGGCUCCAAGCGCCGACCUGGUUCUCAACAGCCGGUCAUUGGACGCACAACCUCUAGUGGUGACACACGUCAGACCCAACGGGGCUGCUUAUAAUACGUCAAGGAUAAAACCUGGAGACAGACUACUAAAAGUUGACCAUGUAUCUCUCACCAAUAAAACGCUAUCAGAAGUCCACAACAUUCUCCAGAACUGUCCACAAGUGACCAGUUUAACAAUAGAAUACGAUGUGUCCAUUAUGGAGUCAGUUAAGCUGGCAACUGGACCGCUUCUUAUAGAAAUUGAGAGGCCGUGUAACGAAGAUCUGGGCUUGUUCCUGACCAACCAGAGGUGUUCCGAUGACGUCUAUAAUUCAGGAUCCGAUACUUAUCAAAGAGUUGGGACCUGCAAUGCUAUUUAUAUUGAUAGUAUACUGCCCGCAAGUAUUAGUGACAGAUGUGGAGCCCUCCAUCCCGGUGAUCAGAUACUAGCGUUCGACGACCACGUGAUAGAUGGCAACAACUACACUGCUGAAGAAGUCAUGUGCUAUCUCGAGAACUGCGAGGGAGGCUUCACCAGACUUCAUGUGGCCCCCAGACAUGUAGUUGGACAUUGUGGCAGAUAUACUAGAGAAAAUUCAAUAUCAGGGACAUCAACACUGAACGCCAAGAAACACCGUCAGAGGAACUACAGGCAGAGUUCGAUGCCCAAACUAGGUUUACAAGACGAUUACGAGAGUCCUCAAAACUUCAUGAGCAUGGGAGUGUGCAGAACGGAAUCUUUGAACAUUCAACUGGAAGUGCCACCUGGGCAGAGCUCGGGACUAGCUGUACACGAAGAAAAUGCUAUGCUAGUAGUAUCUCAUGUGGCUGCACAGUCCCCUGCAUACAGAUCCGGCUGCAUCCAAAUCCGUGACCGAGUGAUGUCAAUCAACGGCCACGAAAAUCUAACUGUGGACGUUUCCAACGAAAUCUUACAACGAAGAAAUGACUCUCACAAUCCUAAAUAUUUGACACUGAAUAUAGAAUUCAGUAUGCCUAAUACUAUUGAAGCCUCUAGUGGUGUAUUUAAUGUUAAAUUGGCAAAAACUACUGCUGGGUUGGGUGUUACUAUAACUGGAUGUAAACAAAAGUUGCUUAGCAACGAGGAGCCUAUGGUGAUAUCAGAUAUCAAACCGGGUUCCGUCGCCCAUCGAAGCGGAGCUCUGUCGCCAGGAGAUCAGCUGCUGGCUAUUAAUGGACAGCCACUGCAUAACUUAUCACUGGACACAGCCUUCAAUAUUCUUCAAAAUUCACCAGAGGACAUUAUCACUUUGAAAAUUCGUAAAAGAGACCUCACGGAAGAUUGGUCUAAUAUCCAUAAGCACAAUGCCAAGCUAACACUACAGAGCUUUAGCAACAUAGAAACCAAAGCUGUAGUCCACAGCGGCGAAGACUCUGGUCAUCAUACAGAGAGUCCUAAUAACAGCGCUAAGGAAAGCGAGAGGAGUCAUGGCAGUAAUGAAAAUACGGCAGUAUUCACUGUGGAACUGAUCAAACAAGAAAAUGGACCUUUGGGCCUGACUAUAGCUGGCAGUGAAGACGUUACGCAGCCUAUUUUGUUAAGCGGACUCGUAGAAGGUGGAGUCGCAGAAAAAUGCGGUAAACUAGCUAUAGGUGAUGAACUGCUGACGAUAAACGGUGAAAGUGUCUUGAACAAACCAUUGUCUGAAGCGAUCAAGUUACUUCAACAGAGUGGCCAACGGGUACAGUUGCAACUUUGUAGGAAAGUCACAGGGUCGCUUGAAAGCGCAGAAUCCAGUGCAAGAGACUCAAGUCACUCUACGUCAAGCCCGGGAUUAUCUAACGACAGCGCUGUUGAGUCGUGGGAUCAGAACACGCCAGUCCGGACCAGCGCUAAUUGUGUGUAUGUUAUAGGUAAUUCUGAAGUAAUAGAAUAUGCUGUACCAGAUAAAACCAGAAUGAUGGACAAGCAGCCGUACUCCCCAACUGACGAAGACAAACUAAUGGCAUCAAACUUCAAUUCAGCAGCUCCAUACAGCAUCAACGACUUGCCACUGCCAAAUUAUUCCUUAAACAAUUCACUCAAAACUUUCCACUACGAAAAUACCUGUAUCAUUCCUGAAAAUACUCUGAAAAAUAAACAGAACAUAACAAGAGAAGACGAUGUCCAACAAAUUGAGAUAUUAACCUCAAAUAUGAAGGACUGCCAGCUUCAUAACAUGGAAAAAUCUUCGUGCAAAUGUGAUUACGUCCAGAUGGGUCCAUACGGGAUCGUAUCGCCGAAAACGAGGAGACCUAAUUGGGACAGUGAUUACCUGAAUAAUGGCAUAUAUACGGUGACAACGCCGCAGAAAUCACCUAUGAAACCUGGCGUGCCUGGAACUAGUUUCCAGUUCUCGACGAGUCCAAUAUAUGAAAAUGAGGUUCCAGGACUCUACAGUACUGAGGCAGUGUCUCCGGCCCGAGGAUCCGUCCACCAUGUCAUCUUGUACAAAGACGCAAUCUAUGAUGAUUAUGGUUUCUCAGUGUCAGACGGGUUGUACGAACGAGGAGUAUACAUCAACCGAAUUCGGAAGGGCGGACCAGCUGAUAUCGUUGGGUUGUUGAGGCCGUACGAUAGAAUUUUGCAGGUGAAUGGAACAAGGACUGUGGACUACGACUGUUGUCUAACAGUGCCACUGAUUGCGUCGGCUGGUGACAGGCUCGAAAUAAUUGUACAGAGACUCGUCACUUCACGGGAUCUGAAGAACCAGCGUCUUGAUGACAGCUCCAGCCCGAGUGACAGUAGUAUAGUGACAAAGACAAUUUAGUGUAUAACCCGACUGUAGUGAAAUCACACCAAAGACAAUGAAAAGUGUAGCUUUAAGUACCUUUUUAAAAUGGUCGUGUUAUAUCUAGUACUUACUUUAAAUUUAGAAAUGUAAAUAUGCAAGUAAUAUUUAAAUGAAUAGGCCUUUUUCGUUGAAGCCAAGAUUUGACGGAAAGUAAAGGAAAAUGUGUUUGCCUAAAACUUUUCCCUUUAAACAAUAUGCAAAGGAAGGUGGAUAUAUAACAUAAUGUAAAAUAUGACAGUCAUAGUUGGGUGUUGAAAAAACGUGUUUGAAGAUUUUAGUUUUCAGUAGACGCACACCUAUGUGAUGGUGUGACGAUAGUCUCUUGGAAACAAAACUUCGCAUCCAAAUCUAAAGGGAAAAGUCAUUCAAAUUAUAUCUUACAGAAAUGGUGCAAAUAAAAAUGUAAACUAUUAAAAAAACUGCAUAAGAUAUUAAUAAGUUGUAUCCCUGCAAGACGCUUCGUCAUAAAAUUGAAUAAGAUUACAAUAUUUUUAAUUUUGUAAAAAUUACAGUGUGAAAUAAUUUACAUCACGCGUUGUAAAAUAAAAUAGUUAUCAGCAGUGUUUUUUCGUUUAAGAAAUAAAGCAUAACAAAAGAUUAAAAUUACAGAUUAAUCAUGAGAUUAUCCGGUCCUUUUAUGUAAGAGGUAGAAAGUCUACCAACACCUUUUAAAUCAGUAUCUUUACAGUUGUUUCAAAAAGACUCUUUCAGCAGUACGCUGACUUUCACAACUGUGGAAGACUGACUUUAAGAGGUGGGAUUGGGAUCCACAUAGUACGAUCCACAACAAGACAAAACCUACCAGGCUCUUAAGAAUCCGAAAAAGAGUUUUAUGUCAUUGUGUUAAAGAUGAAUUUUCAAUAUUAGAGGUUCGAUUUGGCCGAAUGUGUAAAGUUAUCUAUCUGGCAAUGAAACUAAUUUACUUUGAUUAUUUUAAAAUGUAUAAAGCCAUAAAUGCAAUGAAUUUGUAACGUAAGAUUUAUAUGUAUAAGAUAUUACCUACAUAAGUCAUCGCCAAAGACGAUUUUUUGGAAUAAAGUCCUAAUAUAAAAUUAGUUAAAAACAUAGAAAAAUGUUAAUAGAAUUAAAUGUUGUUUUAUGAUCCCGUAAUGUGCCUACGUAUUAAAAAUAAUGUAGGGACUCUAAAUUGAGUGCACGAUUUGCUGUGUGUAACCUAAAUAUAAAUUGUAAAAAUUGUGUGACAGCCCUAUGAUUUGUACAGCUUAUUGCAGAUGUAAGAGUAUACGUAUUAUUUGAGAACAUACAUGCUAUUUAUUUUUACUUAAAACGCAGGAGGGUUGCGAGGCGGAUUAAAUAUUGUUUGCAGUGAAAUAAAAAUAAUGCAUUGAAAAAAUUCAAACUCUUGGUAAAUAACCUCGAUAGCUUAGUUAUCUGAGGUCUAUUAUAUUUCGUUUUUUUUUU
Molecule: messenger RNA, 4973 nt
Organism: Trichoplusia ni (cabbage looper)
Lineage: Eukaryota; Metazoa; Arthropoda; Insecta; Lepidoptera; Noctuidae
Gene: Grip
Product: glutamate receptor-interacting protein 2
Exons: 18
Coding region: 186-3527 (1113 amino acids)
Biological process (GO): neurotransmitter receptor transport, endosome to postsynaptic membrane
Molecular function (GO): protein binding
Source: RefSeq, a predicted model, not a curated record